Solanum verrucosum is the source of this 3922-nucleotide messenger RNA. RefSeq names its product putative disease resistance RPP13-like protein 1. The coding region runs from base 40 to 3861 and encodes 1273 amino acids. The record is from RefSeq and is a predicted model, not a curated record. Lineage: Eukaryota; Viridiplantae; Streptophyta; Magnoliopsida; Solanales; Solanaceae. Gene Ontology annotation, molecular function: ADP binding. The transcript has a single exon. Gene Ontology annotation, biological process: defense response to other organism.
CAUUUUGUGUUUUCUUGUUUUGCUUUGCAGAUUUCAGAAAUGGAUAUUGGCUUAGCAGUUGGUGGUGCAUUUCUCUCUUCAGCUUUGAAUGUUCUCUUUGAUAGGCUUACUCCUCAGGAUGAUCUGCUCAACAUGUUUCAGAAGCAUACGAAUGAUGUUCGGCUCUUAAAGAAGCUGAGAAUGACUUUGCUUGGUCUUCAAACUGUGUUAAGUGAUGCAGAGAAUAAGCAAGCAUCAAAUCAAUUUGUGAGCCAGUGGCUUAAUGAGCUUCAAGAUGCUGUGGACUCUGCUGAAAAUUUGAUGGAACAAGUCAAUUAUGAGGUUUUAAGACUUAAGGUGGAAGGUCAGCAUCAAAAUCAGCAAGUAAGUGACCUCAACCUGUGCUUGAGUGAUGAUUUCUUUCUUAACAUAAAGGAGAAGUUGGAAGACACUAUUGAAACAUUGAAGGAUUUGCAAGAGCAAAUUGGUCUACUUGGCUUAAAGGAACAUUUUGGUUCGACUAAACGAGAAACUAGAACACCUUCAACUUCUUUGGUUGACGAUUCUGAUAUCUUUGGAAGGCAGAAUGAUAUAGAGAAUUUGAUUGACCAUUUAUUGUCUGAAGAUGCAAAUGGAAAAAAUUUGACUGUAGUUCCUAUUGUUGGAAUGGGGGGUGUGGGUAAGACAACACUUGCUAAAGCGGUUUACAAUGAUGAGAAGGUGAAAAACCAUUUUGGUUUGAAAGCUUGGUUUUGUGUUUCUGAGGCAUAUGAUGCUUUCAGAAUAACGAAAGGGUUACUUCAAGAAAUUGGCUCAUUUGACUUAAAGGUUGGUGACAAUCUUAAUCAGCUACAGGUCAAAUUGAAGGAAAGCCUGAAGGGAAAGAAGUUUCUCGUUGUUCUUGAUGAUGUGUGGAAUGAUAACUAUAAUGAGUGGGAUGACCUGAGAAAUCUUUUUGUACAAGGAGAUAUGGGAAGUAAGAUCAUUGUAACUACACGUAAGGAGAAUGUUGCCUCGAUGAUGGGUAGCAGAGCAAUCAAUGUGGGAACUCUGUCUAGUGAAGUCUCUUGGGAUUUAUUCAAACGACAUUCACUAGAAAAUAGGGAUCCCGAGGAACACCCAAAAUUUGAAGAGGUUGGAAGAAAAAUUGCAGACAAGUGCAAAGGGUUGCCUUUAGCUCUAAAGACACUUGCUGGUAUUUUGCGCUGCAAAUCAGAGGUGGAAGAGUGGAGAGACAUUUUAAGUAGGAAAAUAUGGGACCAGCCAAGUUGUUUGAAUGGUAUAUUACCAGCGUUGAUGCUGAGCUACAAUGAUCUUCCUCCAGAUUUGAAGCAAUGUUUUGCUUAUUGUGCAAUAUAUCCAAAAGAUUAUCUAUUUUGCAAAGACCAAGUUAUAUACUUGUGGAUUGCUAAUGGUCUUGUACAGCAGUUUCAUUCAGGUAGCCAAUACUUUCUUGAGUUGAGAUCAAGAUCAUUGUUCGAAAGGGUCCCAGAGUCUGAAUGGAAACCGGAGGGAUUCUUAAUGCAUGACCUAGUCAAUGAUUUGGCCCGAAUUGCAUCUUCAAAACUUUGUAUUAGGUUGGAAGAGAACAAAGGAUCUCAUAUGUUGGAACAGAGUCGGCACAUGUCCUAUUCCAUGGGAGAAGGUGAUGACUUUGAACAGUUGAAACCCCUCUACAAAUUGCAGCAGUUGAGGACAUUGCUUCUAAUCGAUACUGAUUACUCACCUCCGCUAACCAAGAGGGUGUUGCAUAACAUAUUGCCAAGACUAACAUCCUUAAGGUCAUUAUCGUUGUCAAAUAGUUGGAUUGUGGAGUUGCCAGAUGUGUUGUUUAUCAAAUUAAAGCUUCUCAGAUUCUUGGACCUUUCUAGGGUGCUGAUUGAAAAGUUGCCAGAUUCCAUUUGUGUAUUGUAUAACUUGGAGACACUUCUCCUGUCACAUUGUAGUAAUCUUAAGGAGUUACCACUGCAGAUGGAAAAGCUAAUCAACUUACGCCAUCUUGAUGUAAGCAACACUUUUAGCUUGAAGAUGCUGCUACAUCUAAGCAAGUUGAAAAGCCUCCAAGUGCUAGUGGGAGCUAAGCUUCUUGUAGGUGGUCAUGGUGGAUUGAGAAUGGAAGAUUUGGGUGAACUGCAUAACUUGUAUGGAUCUCUAUCAAUUCUAGAGUUGCAAAAUGUGGUUGAUAGAAGGGAAGCUCUAAAGGCAAACUUUUGGGAGAAGAAUCAUGUUGACAAGUUAUCAUUGGAGUGGAGUGAAAGUACUGCCGACAAUUCACAAACUGAAAGAGACAUACUUGAUGAGCUAUGUCCACACACAAACAUAAAAGAACUCCAAAUCACCGGAUAUAGAGGGACAAAAUUUCCAAAUUGGCCAGCUAGUCUUUCGUUUCUUGAGCUGGUUAAAUUGUCUAUUGAUUCCUUGCCAGCACUAGGACAACUCCCUUCUUUGAAAUUCCUUUUCAUUAGAAGGAUGCAUCGAAUAACAGAGGUUACAGAAGAAUUCUAUGGAAGUUCGUCAUCUGGAAAACAUUUUAACUCUCUUGAGAAGCUUGAAUUUGAAGAUAUGCCAGAGUGGAAGCAAUGGCACGUACUAGGAAGUGGCGAGUUCCCUAUACUUGAGAAUCUUUCAAUUGAAAAUUGUCCGAAGUUGAUAGGGAAGUUGCCUGAAAAUCUUUGUUCUCUGACAGAAUUGAGCAUUUCAAGAUGUCCUGAACUCAAUUUGGAGACACCUCUUUUUAAUGAGGCUGAACUGUUUACAUCCCAACUUAAGGGAAUGAAGCACAUUGUUGAUUUAUAUAUUGUUGGUUGUAACUCUCUUACCUCCUUACCUUUUAGCAUACUGCCGAGUACCUUGAAGACAAUAACCAUAUCUCGUUGCCAGAAAUUGAAAUUGGAUCCACCAGUCGGUGAGAUGAGUUAUUGUCACAUGUUUCUCGAGAGAUUGAAACUGCAUGAAUGUGUUUCUAUAGAUGAUAUAUCAUCUGAGUUGGUCCCAAAAGCAUGCAAAUUGAAUAUAUCUAGUUGCCAUAACAUAACUAGCUUUUCGAUUCCUACUGUGACUGAGAGACUCUUCAUUUUUGGAUGUCACAACCUUUCGGUUGCAUGUGGGGGCAGCCAGAUGACGUACUUGGGUAUCGUCUACUGUGACAAGCUGAAGUGGCUGCCAGAACGUAUGCAGGAACUCCUUCCAUCUCUUAAGGAACUGGAACUGUUGGAUUGUCCAGAAAUAGAGUCCUUUCCUGAAGGAGGAAUGCCAUUCAAUUUACAACAACUUCGAAUUGGGAAUUGCAAGAAACUGGUGAAUGGCAGAAAAGAGUGGCGUUUACAUAGACUCCCCUGUCUCAGAAAGUUAGUGAUCGAACAUGAUGGCAGUGAUGAAGAGAUCGAACAUUGGGAGUUGCCUUGCUCUAUUCAAAGAUUUGAGGUAUCCAAUCUGAAAACAUUAAGCACCCAACUUCUCAAAAGCCUCACCUCUCUUGAAGAUCUACGUAUUGGUAAUUUACCUCAAAUUCAGUCAAUGCUGGAAGAAGGGCUUCCCUCCUCUCUUUCUCACCUCACUUCACUUCAAAGCCUCAGCAUCUUCUCCUGCCAUCAACUCCAGUCUCUUUCCCUUCCCUCCUCCCUCUCCGAGCUGAACAUCGAGGAUUGUCCUAAUCUCCAAUCACUUUCCGAAUCAGCACUGCCUUCCUCCCUCUAUGAGCUGACCAUCGCGCAUUGCGCUAAUCUCCAAUCCCUUCCAGCAAAAGGAAUGCUCUCUUCCCUCUCUAAACUAGAUAUUUCCAACUGUCCAUUCCUCAAACCACUCCUAGAAUUUGACAAGGGGGAAUACUGGCCAGAAAUUGCUCAUAUCUCCAUCAUAGCGAUCGAUGAGGAAUACCUUUAAUGAUUAAAACGAGUGGUGCUCUCACAAAUGUAAGUUUUUCUUUUUCCUCAGAAGCUUCCUA